AUGUUUGCUUUGACCUUAUUUGUAAGUGGUAAAUGGUUAUUCUGGUGUUUCUAUUGGUGUUCCUUUUUUGGUAUUUUGUAUAUUAAUGAGGAGGCGAGUGAGAAAGUUUUGGAAGUGGAGCAGAAGUACAAUGAAAUACGCAAGCCAAUCUAUGAUAAGCGGAAUGAGAAGAUUAAGUCGAUUCUUGAUUUAUGGUUAACAGCUUUCUUGAGUCAUCCUGCUCUUGGUGAACUUUUGAAUGACGAGGAUCAGAAGAUAUUUAAGUAUAUUAGCUCACUUGAAGUGGAAGAUUUUAAAGAUUUGAAAUCUGGCUACUCCAUUACAUUUAACUUCGAUCCCAAUCCAUACUUUGAAGAUGCAAACCUUACGAAGACCUUUACCUUCCUUGAUGAAGGAACCAAGAUUACUGCUACCAAAAUCAAGUGGAAAGAAGGCAUGGGCUUGCCAAAUGGAGUUGACCAUGAAAAGAAAGGAAACAAGCGACAGUUUGCUGAAGAAAGCUUCUUUACCUGGUUUUCUGAUACUCAGCAGAAAGAUGACAUGGAUGAAAUUCAUGAUGAGGUAGCAGAGAUUAUCAAGGAGGAUUUAUGGCCCAAUCCCCUCACAUAUUUCAAUAAUGAUGCUGAUGAAGAAGAUUUUGAAGAUGAUGAAGAGGUUGACAAACAAGGACUUCCCAUAGGUUUACAACUAAUAGGUCGUCCAUGGGGUGAAGCUACAGUUCUACGAACUUUGUAUCAAAUCCAGGAAGACAGUGCUUCAUUCUAUGACAUCUCAAAGGCCAAAUCAACUCGAAGAGAUAAUCCAUCUUCCUUUGAUGUGAGACUUGUGGUGCGUGUAUCAAGUGUGAUAAGAUGGACAUCUUCUAACAGAAUAGAUUCGCCUGUUGCUAGUAUUGGAUUUCCUGGAACGUCAUUCCAUGCAGUUUGA
This is a messenger RNA of Hibiscus syriacus, 927 nucleotides long. Its product is annotated as NAP1-related protein 2-like. Gene Ontology annotation, biological process: nucleosome assembly. The transcript is spliced from 12 exons. Bases 1 to 927 code for a protein of 308 amino acids. Gene Ontology annotation, molecular function: chromatin binding; histone binding. Gene Ontology annotation, cellular component: nucleus; chromatin. The record is from RefSeq and is a predicted model, not a curated record. NCBI's taxonomy places the organism in Eukaryota, Viridiplantae, Streptophyta, Magnoliopsida, Malvales, Malvaceae.